Molecule: messenger RNA, 3570 nt
Organism: Girardinichthys multiradiatus
Lineage: Eukaryota; Metazoa; Chordata; Actinopteri; Cyprinodontiformes; Goodeidae
Gene: st6galnac3
Product: ST6 (alpha-N-acetyl-neuraminyl-2,3-beta-galactosyl-1,3)-N-acetylgalactosaminide alpha-2,6-sialyltransferase 3
Exons: 6
Coding region: 453-1298 (281 amino acids)
Biological process (GO): ganglioside biosynthetic process; oligosaccharide metabolic process
Molecular function (GO): alpha-N-acetylgalactosaminide alpha-2,6-sialyltransferase activity
Source: RefSeq, a predicted model, not a curated record
GCUCCAGCAACAGCAGCAGCGGCAGCAGGUCUGUGGUGGUGGGUUGGGGGGUGGGGGUUUGUGGAGAACCCUAGAGAGAUACGACCAAAUAACGGUACACUUAAACAUACAUGGAGCCCGCCGACCCCGCAUUUAAAUUGUCCCGCAUCCAACCCGCGUCCUGUGAUGUUUUCAUGUGAGCAGACGGACGCGGUGAGCGCUUUUUAAGGACUGAAGAAGACCGGCGGUCCACCAUUGUGUGCGCAGAAAUAAGAAGAAUGGCCUGGAUGUGGAAGGAUAAUAAUGAUCCAGAGGAUUUUUGCGAAUUAACCCAGAAACGGUUCACCAGAGACUAAAUCAACCCUCUUCUGAAGGACAUCUCUUCCCAGAUCUUAACUCUUUAGAAAACCUGCAGGAGGAAGUCACUUAUUGCCACCAGUCUGAUUGUGGCUGUAUCCCUCUUUGUGGUUGUGAUGAAUUUCUCAGAGAAGCCGUACUUCCUCCUGCAGCCUGUGUUUGGCCAGACGUUCAGCACCCACUGGAUGUUCUCCAAGCAGUCAUACAAGGCUUUCAAGCCUCAUCUUGGCUAUGUCAGCAUCCCAAAACAGGAGCCCCUGAAGCUGAACUGUGAGCUGUGUAGCAUCGUGUCCAGCUCAGGUCAGAUGUUGGGCCAGGCUGCCGGCACACAGAUUGACCACUCUCCCUGCAUCUGGCGCAUGAACAACGCUCCCACGCGAGGAUUCGAAAACGACGUCGGGCAACGGACCACCCUGAGGGUCGUCUCACACACCAGCGUACCCCUCCUGCUGCAGAAGCCGCACCACUUCUUCGGCCAAGGCAAUGACACCGUCUACGUUGUGUGGGGGCCGCUGCGGAACAUGAGGAAGGACGGAAAGGGCAUCGUUUACAACAUGUUGCGACAAGUGUCGCAGAACUACCCCAACGCUCGUAUCUACAUCACCACAGAGGACAGGAUGAACUAUUGUGACAUGGUGUUCAAGAAGGAGACAGGAAAAGACAGGAUUCAGUCCGGCUCCUACCUGAGCACCGGCUGGUUCACACUCAUUCUUGCCAUGGACAUGUGCAAGGAGAUCCAAAUCUACGGCAUGAUAAAUGACACCUACUGCAAGACUGAGGGCUACAGGAGGGUUCCCUACCACUACUACGAGGCGGGCAGUCGGGACGAGUGUGCAGAGUACCACCUUCACGAGAGCGCCCCCUACGGCGGACACCGCUUCAUCACAGAGAAGUCCGUUUUCGCCAAGUGGGCCAAGACUCACUCCAUCAAGUUCUUCAGCCCUCCGUGGCAGCUGUCGUGACCACGGCUGAGCCUGAGCAUGGGAAAACCCACAUCACCUGCAUCCAGAGACCAAACAAACCUCUGCAGGGACUCAAACAAACACACACAUCAGUUUUAAGCUCAGAUUUCACUCCAUAUCUGUCCAUUUUGUUCUCGUUUAACCUUCAGAAUUAAGGAAAUCUGAAGACUAAACGCAGACAGCAUUUUUCAUACCUUUGGCUUCUUGAAUUGUACGUUUUCAGCAGAUGAAUGUGGAAAGCUUCCUGCUCUGCACUGGCAGAUCAAUCCAUCUGCGGCUCUGUGAGUCCAGCAAAGAACGCCUCGAGCUUCAACAAAAGAGAGGAAAAGACGUUAUCUUGUGUUAACUCAUGCUGAACAUGGGAAGAUCUCCAACCAGACGAGUUGCGUUGGUUUGAACAUUUCAUCAGCUUUUCUGCUGUUUCCUCUGAGAUUUCCUCUCCUGUCAAGUCAUAAUUAAUCUGUAACAAGUUUUGUUCAGACCUUCAUCUUUGGAAGAGGGAGUACUGAAGGCAGAAUGCUUUGUCAGUUUCAAUUUGAUCUAAUUCGUUGUUAAAUAGAAAAUAAACUCUUCGGCAAACAAGGUUUUUUGACAAAGAGAUUUGAAGUGAUCAGGUAAACCCAGAGAUGUAAAUCAGCUUCUUUGUGCUUCAACUUAAAGAUGUCAGCUCUUUUUUCUUGUUAUGAUCCAGUGAAACUGAAUUUCAGUAACUCUUUGUGAUUUUGGUUUUGUCUGUGGAGGGUUUGCUGAUUUACUGUGCCAAUGACGAUGUGAGCAGCACAACACAGAGAGCGAGGUGCAAUUAGAAAAUCCAUCUCUCUGGAAGGAAUCUGUGGCCCUACAGAGGAGGAGAUUUAUGUGUGCAGUGAAACCAUUUGAAGUUAAUUGUAUCCCAUUAUCAUUUUGUGCCUGCAAUAUACUUUGCAGUUCAUUGUAUAGACAAAGAAGAAGAUGCAUUCGCUCUCUUCCUCUCUUCUUCUCAUGCAGCUUUGUGCCUCUUUGUGUAACGCAUCGCCAUGCAGACUUUGUCCCAUUUGUCUCUGGGUGCAGCGUGCAUGUCUCCCACUCAGCAACGUCUCAUUUGAAUAUAUCUGUUACAGGAGGGUGAAGAAUAACCUAUGAGCUUCUGCUUCUGGGACUUAUGGGACCAGUGUGGACAACUAAAAAGAGUCAAAGACUUCUAAUUUAGGCAACUCAAUGCACGAAGGCUCUGAGGGCAGUGAGUAACAGCUGAGGUUUCUCUGCAACUCCUGCUGGCUGCGAUGCAAGCAGACGGAGGAUUGUUGUGGUUUGCAGAUCAGCUAUAGUCAUGUGCAAACUGGGCCAAACGUGGGCAUGAAAAACAAUAAUUUAAUGACACAAAACAUGUUCCUUUAGCUAAUCUGUUGCUCAUCCUUUCAGAGCUUCUGGACAGAAAUAAUGUUGCAAGAUGUCUCUUCACUAACAGAGGCCAAAAUGCCACAACAGUUAGUGUACUGGUAAAGCUCGAGACAUCUGAAUAUUGUUAAAAAAUUUAAUAGUUUUGUUUAUUAGGGAUAAUCACCAAAUUACAAGAAAUAAAGGCUUUUGUUGUAUCUGUAAUGAAUCUAUACCAUAUAUAGGUUUCACUUUGUGAAAUGAAUGACAACAAAUAUAAAUUUAUUUUCACAAUAUUCAAAUUUUUUAGCUGCACUUGUAAAAAUAAUUCCUCCAUUGUCUAAAGGCUUAUGAAUAAUAUAAAUAAUUUUAAAUGUGAGAAAAAAACAAGCAGCUAAACAAUUAUCCACAGUAAGAAGUGCAAAGGAUUUGGUUAGGCCAUGAAAUAUCUGCUUCUCCACAAACAUAUAAUAUAGAUUAAUAAAAAAAAUCAUUUAAUAGAUUUUUUUUUAGGAUGGAGCAACUUGUCCAGGGUGCACCCCACAAAUCGCCUGUAGACCUCUGGCAGCAGCUCCCUCGCGACCCUGUUCGAAAGAAGUAGAUAUAGAAAAUGGAUGGAUGGAUUAAAACAUGUAACAUCCAUGAAUAGAACCUAAUAAUUUCCAUGCAGAUAGAACCACAAAAAUAAUCACAGAAAUCCACAAACAAAGUGGAAUUUACUGAGUAAAAUUUGUUAGUUUAUGAAUGUGACCUAAUGAGUCUGGGUUGUGUUUUUCAACAUUAACAUUGAUCUUCAGCAAAAGGUGAGACUGUAUUGUUCGCUGCAGCUUCCAGUUUGUCCGUGUGACUUGACCUGCCCAGCUGAAGCUGAGGCCGAACAAGAGAGACCUGAUAAUGAAUUAAAAUAUAAGGCAAA